Messenger RNA from Panicum virgatum (switchgrass), 2995 nucleotides. Its product is annotated as pentatricopeptide repeat-containing protein At2g13420, mitochondrial-like. The record is from RefSeq and is a predicted model, not a curated record. The transcript is spliced from 2 exons. NCBI's taxonomy places the organism in Eukaryota, Viridiplantae, Streptophyta, Magnoliopsida, Poales, Poaceae. Gene Ontology annotation, molecular function: protein binding. The coding region runs from base 64 to 1647 and encodes 527 amino acids.
CAUCGUCCUUGCAAGCUUGAGGCCCCAAACAACUCUCCGGUCGCAGCCUCGCCGCCGCCCAUCAUGCCGCCGCAUCAUAUCCCCGCCGCCGGCGGAUCCGCCGCGUGCGCCGCCGCCGUCCGCCUCCUCUGCACCUCCACGGUCCCUGCCGAGACCGCCUCCCUUCCCCACCUCCUCGCGCUCCCGCCCGUCACCCCGUCCCCUGCCGCCGACGAGCUCGCGCGCCUGCUCCUGGCGCACCACAACCCCUUCCAUCCGGCCGAAUCCUCGCUCCAGCUGCUCUCUGGCGGCGGCGUCUCCUUCUCGGGGGACCUCCUCGUCCAGCUCCUCCUCCGCCUCCGCGGCGCCUCCAAGCUCGCGCUCUCGCUCCUCCACUCCACGCGCCUCCACCCGUCCUUCGCCCCCACGCGGCCACCCGCCGACGCCUACGACGCCGUCGUCGACGCGCUCGGCCGCGCGCGCCAGUUCGACGCCGCGUGGCGGGUCGUCGUCGACGCCACAGCCGACGGCGCCGCCUCGCCACGCACGUUCGCGGUGCUGGCGCGGAGGCUCGUCGCCGCGGGCAUGACGCGGCAGGCCAUCCGGGCGUUCGACGACAUGGAGGCGUUCGUCGGGAGGGAGCCCGACGCCGUCGAGUUCGCCACGCUGCUCGACACGCUCUGCAAGUACAAGUACCCCAAGGUUGCUACAGAGAUAUUUAAUAAAAGGAAAUACAAGUACGAGCCAAAUGAAAAGAUGUACACUAUUUUAAUUUACGGAUGGUGCAAGGUAAAUCGGAGUGACAUGGCUCAGAAGUUCCUAAAAGACAUGAUUGACCAUGGAAUAGAACCAAACAUAGUCACAUACAACAUUCUCCUGAAUAGUACCUGCAGGCAUGCAAGUUUGCACCCUGAUAACCGAUUUGAUAGAACAGUUCAUGCAGCUGAGGAUCUGUUGAAGGAGAUGCGUGACAAGCAAAUUGAACCGGACGUGACCAGCUACUCAAUCAUCUUGCAUGUUUACAGUCGUGCACAUAAACCUGAGUUGUGUCUCUGUAUGUUCCGCUCGAUGAAAGAGAGAGGCAUUUGCCCCACAGUAGCAACCUACACUUCUGUGAUCAAGUGCCUUGCCUCCUGUGGGAGAUUGGAAGAUGCUGAGACCUUGCUUGAUGAGAUGGUUGCAGAGGGAGUAUGUCCAUCUCCAGCUACCUACAAUUGUUUCUUCAAGGAGUAUCGGGGGAGAAAGGAUGUGAGUCGUGCCCUACAAUUGUACAAUAAGAUGAAGGCAGCUGGUUCACCAACAGCACCUGAUAUUCACACAUACAACAUUCUGCUAGGAAUGUUCAUCAAACUGGACCGACAUGGAUCUGUUAUGGAAAUUUGGAGCGAUAUGUGUGAGAGUACAGUGGGUCCUGAUCUUGAUUCGUACACCUUGCUGAUCCAUGGUUUUUGUGACCGCCAGAAAUGGAGGGAGGCAUGCCAGUUCUUCAUGGAAAUGAUAGAGAAAGGUUUUCUCCCCCAGAAGAUCACCUUUGAAAUGCUGUAUCGUGGACUGAUACAGGCAGAUAUGCUGAGGACCUGGAGAAGGCUGAAGCGCAGGGUUGAUGAAGAAGCAGCAAAAUUUGGUGAUGAGUUCAAACUUUAUCACAUCAAGCCUUACAAGAGGUGAACAUGUGCAAAAGUUGUAUGCUGACCUUGUGACUCCAACAUGACUGGAACACAACCAUCAGAUUUACCUCAUCGAAAACCAUCAGAUUUACCUCAUCGAAACUGUCACUCAGUAUAUGAAAUUCCUGACCAAAGAUGAGCUAGCCACUGUAUGUGGGAGCAGGGAACUGGUGAGAAGGAUUUACAAAGUGGCACUUGUAACAAUUACUCUGCUUGAUGUGAACAACCGGUUGAGCAUGGACGUCGUAUUAGAACAGUUAACAAAAGACAGUUAUUCAUUGUUAUGUUUCGAAAAACUUGAAGGUAAACUACUCCUGUCUGCUUGUUUGAAUAUUUUGAGAAGUUUUGCAAGACCAGCUCUGAACCAUUUCAUCAGUACAUUUCAGAAAUAAGUUUGCUUGCUUGGGAGGCUUUGAUUUUACCGACCAGGUGAAGACUAUUCUGCAGUGCUGUUAGGAACGGCCUCCAAGCAAUCCCAUAAGUUGCUAUUCCAGUCAUGCAGCAUAAACCUUGGUGUUUCCCAAUUUGACAUGAAAUUAGCUUUGUAAAGGCAAUGCAGGAUCACACAUGUCCAAAGGUUAAUGCUGUGUUUUCAAUAGUUGAUACGUUGGCCAUUAAGUAUGAUGCCUAUUGUUGGAUAAUUGAGGAAACCACUAAAUUUGUUUAUCGGAGGAUCCAUUCUCUUCAGACAGGACACUUGCCCCUUUAUCCCCUCAAACAUGCAUGCAAUGGCUCUACCUCAAGUACAGCAAACAGAGCAACAAGACAUUUGUCGAUUCGCAUCACCCGUUAUUACCAGGCUCAUCAACCUUCAGGCAUGUUUUUUUGUGGCAGCUAGCAGGUUGGUUUGGCCGUAGUAGCUUUGGCAUCUGUUUUGGUCGUCUUGGUAUUCUUGAUCUGCAGUUUGGUAAGAAAAUGGCAGUGCUUGCAGCUUGCGAUGUGCACAGGCACACGGGUACCAACUGAAAGCACAUGGCGGAUCCUCAAGCAGAGCACGCGAGAAGAAAGUAUUGCAGUUGCGAUUUAGUUCAUCUCUAUCGAUGGUGCUCCUUCCGUUCUAAUUUAUUGUUUGUUUUGAGUUCCGGUGGUUCAGUUUUUUGUUUCCGGAUAUGCUACCUUUGUUUCACUGAAGUGUGGGUUCGGAAGUGCCCCUGACGGGAGAUUCUGAACCCAACAAGGUGUUGUACGAGGGGAGUUUUUUUUUUUUUGAAACAAAUUGUACGAGGGGAGUUCAGGUGCUGGAACACCUUGAAGUGCUUCCGUGCUCGGUGCUCCAUCAAUAAACACACCAAAAUGUGCAUGGAUAAUUUAACCAAAAAAUAUGUAUGGAUAGAGAAUGAAAUUAUCUA